This is a messenger RNA of Mytilus californianus (California mussel), 3448 nucleotides long. RefSeq lists its product as uncharacterized. The record is from RefSeq and is a predicted model, not a curated record. NCBI's taxonomy places the organism in Eukaryota, Metazoa, Mollusca, Bivalvia, Mytilida, Mytilidae. The transcript is spliced from 8 exons. Bases 85 to 927 code for a protein of 280 amino acids.
UCCUAUAGAUAGAACACAGUAUAUAGCUGUUUAAACAUCUUUACCAAAAGAUUGAAUCGAUUUCAGGUGACAAAUUGAUUGAAUAUGCUUUUUGGAACAAAAGGAGUACGAAUUUUACUUUAUUGGUUGUUAUUAUUCCCAUUUUCUUCUCUUUUGUGGUGUAAAACUUCGGACAAAGUUUCUCUGUCCUGGAGAAGAAAUGGAAAUCAUCUGUGUUUUGUUUGUGAUGUUCAGAACUUAUCAUUAGGAGUGUCGUUUGAAGAUCCUCAUGGAAAUACCAGAGGGCAUUGCACUGCACCAAUACCACAUACAGUACCUGGUCACUGUGAUUCACAUUUGAAACAAAAUAUUUACAACGAAACUACGGUAUUGACUAUUGAUAGAGUUGAUUGUGAAAACGGUCUGUGGAAAUGUUCUCAUGGAGAAAACACAAACGAAUAUGCAACAACAUCAGUAUCAGUGUCAGUUGAUUCUACCAAACAAAAGCCGGGAGGAUCAAAAGAACAUGUCACUGUUUCCAUCUAUCAAGGGUACAUAUGCACAUCAAUACCUUUAUGGAUUGGAUAUGCCGCAUCACAUAUAAUGAUCCUGAUCUAUUCAUUCUAUAAAGAAAGGCAGAACGUGACAGGACAACAUCAUGUUAAUGUUUGUUGUAAAAAUGUCUUGACGAGAGAAAUAAAAUUAACCCGUCUUCAAUCUGUAAUACCGUUUGCUAUCUUUCUCAUACUACCGCUUCUCCUGAUGAAUAUUCCGGGUAUAUGCAAAGGAAAAUGGUGCAUACUUGUUGGUCUUGUAGGUGUCAUAAUUGCUGGUGGCUUUAAAUUAUUACAAGAUAAAUGUUGCAAAGACAAAAAAGAAAAUUCUACAUCAGCAGAAAACAUAGUUGAAUCGGAAGAUACAGAAGAUCCAGAAAAUAACUUUGUAUAAGUUGAUUGCUGUGGUAUUGCGAGACGAAAAGAUGUGAAUGAGUAUUUGACAGAUUUUGAAAAGAAAGAUGUUUACUACCUUUGUACCAACGAUCAAAUUUUGAAAUUCUAUUACGACAAAAGCAAAAAACUAGAAAUGUCUCAACACUAAAACACAUAAAAAACGCUACCCCCAGACCUUGUGGAACCUCUUUUAUCUUUGGAAGGUUAAGCAGAAUCUGCUCCAAAUCUAGUAAUUACACCCGUCAUAUUAUUCAUGGAAAGUGCAAUUUCGGUGAUUUCCUGAUUCCGGGAUUGCAGCAACGACAAUUUCUGAGAAACAGAUAUUCAAUAACGGUAAACCGACUCGUGUUGGCUUCCGUAUUUUUUUAAAGGAAUGACUUAAACUUUACUAUUUCGAACCAUUGAUUAGAUAUGACGUUAUUAAGGACACUUAUGUAAUUUUUGUAUCCAGUACAGUAAAGCAAGGUCAAGUUUUUCGUCUCCGGUUGAAAUUUCGAAGGAACAUAGAACAGACCUAUGCUUGUUCAUGAUUUCCUCUUUUUGCAGUAUCGUGCUAUUAUAUGCUACGGAAUAAUGACUAAAGUGUCUACACUUUGUAAAACUAGGUACAUAUUUUGUUACAUCACCGAUACAUUUCAAUGGUAUUUAAAAUGUUAUUAAAAACUAAAGAAGAUACUAAGAAUGCACUCAAAAUCAAACAAUUAAAGAAAAAAAAACAGUUUACAUAAAAACAAGAAUAAAACACGAAACUAAAAACAGCCGUCAACAAAGCAAUACAGAAGAAUCUAAAGAUUGAACAACAUGAACUUGGUAUACUAGUAUCCUCAAGGGUUGCAAAGGGUACACAGUUAAUGUUUUAUUAAUGACAACCGUCAACAGGAACGGUGAAACACAGAAACCAAUGAUGAUCAAUAUCUUAUUAUUGAUGUUGUAAUGUUUAUGCCCUUUGGGGCCCAUAAUUGGAAAUAAAAUAUCUUAUCUUAUACAUGAACUAAACAUUUAUUAAUAUCAUCUGCAAAAAACAGUUACUCCGAUUCGAAUUAGUUAUGUAACUCGAAAAUAAUUAUCCCAAAAAAUAUUAGUGAUAGUAUAUGUUAUAUGCAUAUAUAUAUAUAUGCUUUUUAUUUUUGUUUUAAUGUAUUGCAUUUGUCUCCCCUUGACAAUGAUAUAUUCAACAUCUCUUUUCUGACCGUUAUAUUUGAUAAUGUUCGAUGUCUUUUACGAACAAAUACGUAUCGUUAGGGGUGGUGGCCAAAUCCUUCACUAACAGUUGAACUUCUCUCAUUUAUGCCAAAGCCAUAAAAGAUCAAUAUGAUCAUGGUGAUAAAUCCCAUAUUCAUAAAAGAAGCAUACUAACUAUAGCUUUGUACAGAUAAGGUGAUGUGUUAUGAUAGCCAGAUAUAAUAAGUCACCGCAUGGCUGACAAAACCCAUACCACAUAGCAAGAUGUAUCUAGACUGUGAUAGAAAAUAUAUUUCUUGAUAUUUAUACUGUAGAUUAUAUUAAUUUUUCUCAUAGAAAUUGUGUUAUGAAUUAGCAACAAAAAAUUUAGUUAUGUUAUCAUUGAGCAGAAUUAAAAAAUACAAUGUGCAUUAUCGUCUUUUUUCUAUGUAAAUAGAACUAUUUCAAAAUUGCAUAUCAAAAUGCAUCGUGUUUGAUAAUGUGUUAUUCUAUCUUCAUAUUUAAGCCCCCAUCACACUAGACCAAGACCAUGAAGAUCCCACUUCGAUCUAUAAAAAUAAGAUAGCGGUGAGAUCGUGGUAUGGUCGGCAUGAAUAUUUAAUAUUUAUAGUUUUCACGUUCAUACUACAACCUUGCUAUGAUGAGAACCUGCUACGAUUCCGCUACGACAGUAACACGUUCUAGUUACGAUCUUGUCAUGCUCUUUUUUUUUUUUUUUAACAACAUAAUUAUUUUAUUCAUCAAAUAUUGCUUGUUACAUAAAUCAUCAAGAUUCCAAGCUUCUCUUGACGUACCCUGUUAUGAUCCACUGACUACCCAGGGAAUAGUCAGCUGAUUAGAUUAAUUGACAUACAUUUUGUUUACAAAACAUUAUAAUAACAAUACUAGAAACAUUAUUCACUGAUUAUGUUCCUUUUAAUUGUUAGUAACAUUGGACUUAUUGUCUUAUGUCCAUUAAUAUUGGUGUCUACUCUCUUAGUGUAUUCAUUGACAAAAAUUCUGUAGACGUCUAUGUUUUUUGUUUUCUGCUCAGAUACAUAGUAUGACUUAUAUAUUGAAAAACUAAGUAUUGUAAUUAAAAAAUUUAUUGAGUAAUACUUGUUGUCUGUGAUUUUGUAUCCAAAUAUCAGGUGUUGUAGUUUUAUUAAAAAAUCUAUAUUACUCCUUUUUAAGAGAUCGUAUAUUUGCUGCCAAAAUCUUGUCAAAUAAGAACAAUUGAAAAAAUAGUGAUCACUGUAAUCUUCUUCUAUGUUACAAAAAUUACACAUAUCAUUAUUAGUUAUUUUCCAUUGUAAUAAAAGCUUUUUUGUUGGUACAAUAAACUGUAGUAAUUUCCA